Cololabis saira (Pacific saury) is the source of this 4924-nucleotide messenger RNA. Its product is annotated as protein diaphanous homolog 3-like. The record is from RefSeq and is a predicted model, not a curated record. Gene Ontology annotation, cellular component: actin filament; cytoplasm. Lineage: Eukaryota; Metazoa; Chordata; Actinopteri; Beloniformes; Belonidae. Gene Ontology annotation, biological process: actin filament polymerization; actin cytoskeleton organization. Bases 406 to 4044 code for a protein of 1212 amino acids. Gene Ontology annotation, molecular function: microtubule binding; small GTPase binding; actin binding. The transcript has 28 exons.
AAACUCUGCCGUUUGAUACUUAAGGAUAUAUUUUUCCAAGGUGCCAUCGAUAUGAGCUAUAUUAACUGUACUUCUUUUUUAUUUAUGUUCAGAUAAACCGGAUCUGCGGCGAUCUUUUUCAUGCUUUAUAUUAUUGGAAACUCAAGCGUUACGUGACAGUAGUUAAAUUGGAUUAGCGGUAAAUUAAUCCCUCGUUGAAUGGAGGAGUAGCUGCUAGUUAGCUGGACCAGCUGGUUUUACAUUUAGCUGUCCUUUCCAAACAUGCCUUAGCUUUCCUCAGCUGUCUCACCAGUUCAGGGCGGUAAAGUUAUACAUUAAAUAAAUCCGGGUGUUUUGUUUACAGUAUAAGGCUGUGUCGACUUUUAAGAGGUAAUUUGUGUCUGUCCUAAGUGACUCCAGGUUAACAUGGAUAGUUACAGUCAGAGGUUUGAAUCCAGCUCAGGACGAGAGAGUAAAGUUCAGAAGAAGAAGGGUUCUUCUCAACACAGCUCAUCGUGUUACGAUGAAGGAGAUCGCAAACCAAAGUUUCACUUGCCCUUUAGAAACAUCACAGAUGAUGUGCUGGACCGAUUUGCCAGUAUUCGAAUCCCAGGUAGUAAAAAGGAGCGGCCACCUUUAACACAGUCCAGAAACAACAUAAAUGACUGCUCAUCUUCUACAUCAUCCACCUUGCAUCAUUUUGAAGAAGUGUCAUCAAAGAUCACUUCAGAGAAGGAAAUCUUGGCUCUUUUUGAAAAGAUGAUGGAGGACAUGAACUUGAAUGAGGAUAAAAAGACUCCUUUGAGGGAAAAGGACCUCAACACCAAGCGAGAAAUGGUCUUCCAGUAUAUAUUUGCUGCCUCCAAAACUGGUAGCCUGAGAAACAGCUAUCAGAUAUCUCCUCAGGAAUUCCUUGGUGAACUGAAGUCAGGGGUGAUGGACGAACGUCUGUUUGCCUGCCUGGAUUCAUUGCGAGUGUCCCUUACCAGUAACCCUGUCAGUUGGGUACAGAGCUUCGGGCAUGAGGGCCUUGGACUACUGCUGGACAUUUUGGACAAGUUGCUGUUCAAGAAACAGCAAGAGAAAAUUGACAAAAGAAACCAACAUAAAGUUGUCCAGUGUCUCAAAGCCUUCAUGAACAAUAAGUAUGGCUUGGAUCGCAUUCUAGGGGAGGAGAAAAGUCUUGCUUUACUUGCAAGAGCCAUUGAUCCCAGUCAGUCUGCCAUGAUGACCGAUGUGGUGAAACUGCUGUCAGCCAUCUGCAUUGUAGGCGAGGACAACAUAUUGGAGAAGGUUCUUGAAGCCAUCACUACAGCAGGGGAGUGGAGAGCCACGGAAAGGUUCAGCCCUGUUGUGCAAGGUCUACGAGAUCGCUCCAUUCAGCUGCAAGUGGCAUGUAUGCAGCUCAUCAAUGCCCUAGUUACUUCUCCUGAUGAGCUGGACUUCAGGCUGCACAUUAGAAAUGAAUUUAUGCGCUGUGGCCUCAAAGAGAUAUUGCCGCAACUAAUGAACAUCAGAAAUGACGCCCUUGAGAUUCAGCUGAAGGUUUUUGAAGAGCAUAAAGAAGAGGACAUGUUGGAAUUCUCUCACAGAUUGGAAGACAUUCGCAGUGAGCUGGAUGAUGCGGGGGAUGUGUUCAGUAUUGUGCAAAGCAUGGUGAAGGACAGCAAUGCAGAGCCCUAUUUCCUUUCUAUCCUGCAGCACCUGAUGCUUAUACGCAAUGACUACUUGGUCAGGCCCCAGUACUUUAAGAUCAUUGACGAAUGUGUUUCUCAAAUUGUGCUGCACCGCAGCGGCACUGAUCCAGACUUCAGUUACCGCAAGCGCCUAGAUGUGGACUUCAACCACCUCUUGGAGGUGUGUGUAGACAAAGCUCGGGUUGAUGAGUAUGAACAGAGAGCUUCAGAACUUGCUCAGAAGUGUGACGAGGAGUUUCUAAGCAGACAGGAGGCGCAAGCUCAGCUGGUGAAGUGUGAUGAAAAAAUAGCUGAACUCCAAGCAGAGGUCCAAGCCUUCAGGUCCCAGUUUGGAGUUGUGCCCGUGAGUCUGGUCUCUGCCCAGAGUGGACAAAACUCAUCUUCCUCUGCAUUCCCAUCUGGGGCUCCAACUUCUGUUCCUCCACCAGGGCAGCCAGCUCCCCCUCCUCCUCCCCCGCCUCCUCCUCCUCCUCCUCCCCCACCUGGAAUGCCUCCUCCGUUCGGCGCGCCUCCUCCACCUCCGCCAGGGUUUGGGGGUGCCCUGGGCUCUCCCACCCACAACACACUGCCUUACGGGCUCAGGCGUAAGAAGGAGUUCAAGCCUGAGGCCGCCACGAAGCGCCUCAACUGGUCCAAGAUUCGUCCUCAGGAAAUGUCAGAAAGCUGUUUCUGGGUGCGAGCUGAUGAGGACCAAUAUGCAAAACCGGACUUGCUCACCAGAGUUGCUCUUACCUUUGGAGCACAAAGAAGAGCCAAAAAAGAAGAGGAGGAUUUGGAGGAUAAGAAAUCCGUAAAGAAGAGAAUUAAAGAGCUCAAGGUGCUCGAUCCGAAGAUUGCACAAAAUCUGUCCAUCUUCCUGGGUUCCUUCCGUAUGCCUUAUCAGGAAAUUCGUCGCAUGAUCGUGGAGGUGGACGAGGAACAACUGACUGAACCUAUGAUCCAGAACCUUGUAAAACACCUACCGGAGCAGGAGCAGCUGGAUGCUCUGGCCCGCUACAAGAACGAGUACUCCAAUUUGUCAGAGCCUGAGCAGUUUGGGGUUGUGAUGAGCAGCUUGAAGCGGCUGCGACCUCGACUCAGCCACAUUCUCUUCAGAUUACAGUUUGAGGAGCAGGUGACCAAUCUGCGUCCAGAUAUCCUGGCAGUGAAUGCCGCGUGUGAAGAGGUCAGGAGGAGCUCCUCUUUCGGCCGCUUACUGGAGCUUGUGCUGUUGCUGGGGAAUUACCUGAAUGCGGGCUCUCGAAACGCCCAGUCUUACGGCUUUGACCUGAGCUCCCUUUGCAAGUUAAAAGACACAAAGUCGGCAGACCAAAAGUCAACGUUACUCCACUUCCUGGCGGAAAUAUGUGAAGAGGAAUUUCCAGAUGUGAUCAAGUUCGUUGACGAUCUGGAACAUGUGGAUCGAGCAAGCAGAGUGUCUGCAGAGAAUGUGGAAAAAAGCCUCAGGCAGAUGGAGAGACAGCUGCUUCAGCUGGAGAGAGACCUGGUGACUUUCUCCUCCCCCGAUGACCCUAACGACAUGUUUUUCCCCAAAAUGGAAAUGUUCAGCAAAAUUGCGCGUGAGCAGUAUGGGAAAUUGGUGAUCAUACACAGCAAUAUGGAGAAGAUGUAUCAGAACAUGCUGGAGUACUUCGCCGUUGAUCCCAAGAAGACCUCUGUGGAGGAGCUGUUCACCGACCUCUGCAACUUCCGCUCCAUGUUCACCCAAGCACUGAAGGAGAACCUGAGGCGGAGGGAGUUGGAGGAGAAGCAGACGAGAGCACGGGCAGCGAAGGAGAAGGCUGAGCGGGAAAAGCGGGAGAGACAGCAGAAGAAGAGGAGGUUACUGGAAGUCAAUGCAGAGAAUGAUGAGACGGGCGUUAUGGAUAGUUUGCUGGAGGCCCUGCAGUCAGGAGCUGCUUUCAGAGACCGCAGGAAGAGAGUGCCAAGACCCAGAGAUAACCAGCACCAGACCAUCAGCCCCAGCUCCUACCGCCAGGUUCUCAGACCUGUUAACCAUGAAAACAACAAGGCACCUUUGCAAAGGUCUCGCUCUCGGCAGAAUAUAAAUGCGGGCUCAGCGGUGGCAAAAGCUCCCCCUGCCAAGGAGGCCUGUAAUGAGUCUGAGGGCCAUCCGUCUGCAGCCAGGGCCAAGACAUCUGCAUGUUCAGAGCCGGGCCGCAGGUACAGGAACACUCCGGGUCACGGCUACUGCCUGGAUCGAGAGAGGGUGGUGGAGAGAGAGGUGCUGAAACUGGCUGAGAAAGAGGUGGGGGUUGUAGCAGAGUCCCCGGCCCUCCAGGCGUCCUCCGGUCCUGCAGUCAGCAGCUGUGACACUAACGGAGACUCGGAUGUAGAAGCUCUCCUGGCCAGACUCAGAGCCUUGUGAGGUUCAUUUCUUGUUACCGAAAUAAUGUAAAACAGCAUCGUUCUGCCCGCACAGCUAAACAUGCUCUGAAUGUAACCAAAUGGUCCUCCUUGUGCAAUCUUUAAACAGGAGGAAAAUCACUUGAACUAGUAUGGAAGCUGGCAUGUAUAAACAGCCAGAAAAUUGAUUACAUUUAAAAAGAAAACUCUAAUGAUGGUACAAAGAUAAAAAAAAAAAACCUGCUAAAAUAAAAAGAGCUCACUCAGGAGCCUUUGACAUUCAUUGAGAGAGGCAAAUUUUCAAAAGCAUAUAGCAGCGUACAUUAAAAUUCAGAUGAGAAAAGUGACAGAUUGAACAGAAUCUGACUGCUCUUCGUUGAGCCUGUCGACAUUCCUAAGCACUUUUUGUUAUUAAGAAGUAUGCAAUAUCACAAAAAACUUUAACAUCUCUGUUUUUUAUGUCUGCAUGUUUAUUUUCAAUCACACAUUAGUUUUUGUUAGCAUGGUAUUAGUUAAUGACAAGUAAAAAUAUUAUGGUAUUUAAUCAUUUUUAUGUUACUUUUUCUUUUUUCUUUUUUUUUAAUACCCAUUAUAUUAACAGGGGGUCUUUUGUAUGAAGAACAUUGCCCUGAGUGUGGAAACCACAUCUCUCACAGGAUAAAUAAGUCACGAUUUCACUUUAACAUUUAAUUAGAUGUCAUUUGAUUUUAGCCAGAUUAGAUUUAUUAUUGUUAUUGAUGGAUAUUAUAUUUACACACAAUAAGACAAUGAAAAGGGAUUUAAUUAUUGUCUAAACCAUGUUUCAAAGAAGCAAAAUUUGUGCGGUUUAUCUUCAACAUUCCUUCUGACAUGUUAAAUGUAUUUGUCUGUCUUUGUAUUCAAUUUUAUAGAAACAUUUACAA